CCCAAACACCCCUGCACAAUGGGCAAAAAUAAGCGUAAAGGGGGCCUCACAGGGCUGGCAAGGUUUGUCCAAGAGUCGUUCAAGUCGGACUUGCCAACCCCCAAUUCAAACCAGGAUUCAGAAUCGCCUACGAAAAAACGAAAAUUUGACGAGACGGUCGUGAAGAAGCAGUAUUUUGCAACGGGGCUUGUGCCUCAUUAUGAAUACGAGUCUCAAGUACCGGAGCAUCUGCAAAAGUAUUUCUCCCAACGCUACCGGAUGUUCUCUUUGUACUCUGAGCCCCCUGGGUGUCUCCUGGACGAAGAAGGCUGGUUCAGCGUGACGCCAGAACGUAUAGCCAACCAAAUUGCUGAACGCUGUCGAUGUGAUACCAUCCUGGACGCAUUCUGUGGAGUUGGAGGCAACGCGAUCGCCUUUGCGCAAACCUGCAACCGAGUCAUCGCCUUGGACACAUCUCCCGUUCGUCUAGCGCUUGCUCGCCAUAACGCAGAGAUAUACGGUGUUGCAGACAGGAUAGAGUUUAUCUUGGCCGACUACAUCUCAUUCGCGAACACACUCGCAUCCUCAACCCCCAAAUCCACAUCCGAAUCGAACUCGAGUUCAACGAAACAACGUAUCAUCGACGUGGUAUUCCUCAGCCCCCCAUGGGGAGGCCCCAGCUACCUCGCUUCCGUCGACACCAACGGUGACGCAGUCGAAACCACAGAACACCCAUCAUACACUCUCGACUCAAUCUUACCCAUCCCCGGCACCGAGUUGUUUACCCUAUCACGCAAACUCACACCCAACAUCGCCUACUAUCUGCCACGCAAUACCAGUAUUGAUGAAAUCAGCAAGCUCGCGCCGAAUGAGUCGAUUGAAGUGGAAGAGGAGUGGAUGGGGAACAAGCUCAAGGCGCUGACCUGUUACUUUGGGGGACUGGCGGCUGGGCAGGAGGAGUUAUUCUGA
Messenger RNA from Coprinopsis cinerea okayama7#130, 948 nucleotides. RefSeq names its product Tgs1 protein. Gene Ontology annotation, molecular function: RNA cap trimethylguanosine synthase activity. Lineage: Eukaryota; Fungi; Basidiomycota; Agaricomycetes; Agaricales; Psathyrellaceae. Gene Ontology annotation, cellular component: nucleus. The record is from RefSeq and is a predicted model, not a curated record. The transcript is spliced from 3 exons. Gene Ontology annotation, biological process: 7-methylguanosine RNA capping; 7-methylguanosine cap hypermethylation. The coding region runs from base 19 to 948 and encodes 309 amino acids.